UAUAAUAAGACAGUUACGGAAACGCGCUCACACGGUCCAUUCAGAAGCGCUUCUGAGAAGAGCGACAGCAUCUCAACAGCCACCGACCUCGACACCGCAGUCAGAGAGCAUCAUGGGAGGAGCAGUGGUGGAUGACGCGCCUCCGGGGGUGAAGGCGCCAGAUGGAGGCUGGGGUUGGGCCGUGCUGGUUGGCUGCUUCGUCAUCACCGGCUUCUCCUACGCCUUCCCCAAGGCCGUCAGCGUCUUCUUCAAGGAGCUGAUCCGAGAGUUCGGCGUGGGCUACAGCGACACGGCCUGGAUCUCCUCCAUCCUGCUGGCCAUGCUGUACGGCACAGGUCCUCUGUGCAGCGUGGCGGUGAACAGGUUCGGCUGUCGGCCGGUGAUGAUGGUUGGGGGGCUCUUUGCGUCACUGGGAAUGAUUCUGGCCUCUUUUGCCACCAGCAUCAUUCACAUCUACCUCUGCGCUGGAGUUAUUACAGGUCUGGGUCUGGCGUUGAACUUCCAGCCGUCCCUGAUCAUGCUCAACCGCUACUUCAGCGAGAAACGUCCUCUAGCCAAUGGCCUGGCAGCCGCCGGCAGCCCCGUGGCGCUGUGCUGUCUCUCCCCGCUGGGACAGAUCCUCCAGUACCACUACGGCUGGAGGGGGGGGUUCCUCAUACUGGGAGGCAUGUUGCUCAACUGCUGCGCCUGUGGUGCCCUCAUGAGGCCCCUGCUGCCCCCGAAGAAGCCCCUGGAGCUGGAGGAGAGCGGUCACGCGGUGGCGGAGGAGGAGAAGAAGAAGAAGCCGCAGCCAAAGAAGAAGCUGUUGGACUUCAGCGUGUUCAGGGACAGAGGUUUUGUCAUCUAUACCAUCGCAGCGUCUAUUAUGGUGCUGGGCUUGUUCGUGCCCCCGGUGUUUGUGGUCAGCUAUGCUAAACACCUCCAGUAUGAGGACACUAAGUCGGCGCUGCUGCUCACCAUCUUGGGGUUUGUUGACAUGUUCGCUCGGCCUCUGUCGGGACUCAUAGCGGGCACGAAGUGGGUACGACCCAGAGCCGUCUACCUGUUCAGCUUCGCCAUGAUCUUCAACGGGUGCACCGACCUCAUAGGAUCGCAGGCGACCGAUUACGUAGGUCUGGUGGUCUUCUGCAUCUUCUUCGGCAUGUCGUACGGCAUGGUGGGGGCGCUGCAGUUCGAGGUCCUCAUGGCUAUCGUGGGGACAGAGAAGUUCUCCAGCGCCAUCGGCCUGGUGCUGCUUAUGGAGGCUAUCGCUGUGCUGGUGGGACCUCCGGGAGCAGGUCGCCUCUUGGAUGCCACCCAUAAUUACAUGUACGUCUUCCUGUUGGCGGGCUGCGAGGUCACGCUGUCAGCCAUCGUUUUGGCCUUGGGUAACUUCUUUUGCAUUAGAAAGAAACAGGAGGAUCAGGAGGCGAAGAUGGAGAUGGCUGUGACGGCUUCAGAGAAGGAGGGGCUGAACCGAGCGGUGGAAGCCGAGGAUGAUGAAGAGGAGCUGAGGGAAAGAGAGAAUGGAAAAGUGAAAGCAGGAGAGGAGGUGAUGACGGUGAAGGAGACGGGGGAGGGAGGAGAUGAGACGCAGUUAUAAAGGAUGAGAACUAGAGAUGAGAAAAGACAAACUGUGCACCAAGAGCACAAGAAUAAAACGCACUGAUGAUGAUGAUGAUGAUGAUGAUGAUGAUGAUGGCUAACAGGUGGUGUAAGGAGCCACAUAGGCAGUGAGGGGGAACAAAGCAGGGUAAGAGAGCUGAUGUUGCCCUGUAAAUGAAAAUCACAGGUCCACAUCAUGGGUACAAGACAGAGAGGGGUCAUUGUUAAGAACUGGUUUCACCUGAACUGGUUCACCAGAUGCUUUACACAGCUGUUACCUUAUACUGUAUAUGCUGCAAAUACAGUAGUCCCUUUAUUAAGACAACUCCUCUGUGCUGAGUCUACUCAGACACACACUGUAUUUUAGAACAAAGUAAUGGGUUUCCAGUUUUGUUCACAUUUCUCAGCAAUGUUUUUCUCAUUCAAGGUUUAAUGAUUUUAAAGAACCUGACCAAAAAAAAAAAAAAAAAAAGUCCACUUAACGCAUUUUUCUGGAGCUUUCAGUCAUAUCUCACAGCCUUCAUCAGCACAUGGAGCUUUUUCAAAUCUAUGUGGUGGAUCUCCUUUUUCCUCCAUAUACGACCACUUGUUACCACAUGACUCAAGUUCCAUGCUUUUGUCUCGUGAUGACAACUUCUUUUCACUAAUGAAGACUGUGAGAUGCAGCUGAAAGCUCUGGAAGUAAGUAAGUGAGCUGUGUUGAGAUUAUAUGGUCAGACUGUUGCUCUCCGGCUGAAGAACGCACCUUUCACACUCAACUCUCAAACACUGUAUUUCCUUGUUUGUUGCACUUGUGUUUUAUUUAUUGAGAGUAUUUAUCAGAUUUUUAUCACAUUCAAAAUCUGGUUGUAAAAAUGAAGAAUUUAAUAUUUUGGGCCACUUGAUGACGGCAGCUGAAUGGCAAACUGUAGCUGUUCACUCAUGGAUGAAAUUGAAAAGGUUUUGUCGUGUCUUCCAUUAUUUGUGUGUUCUGCUUCCAGAUGUCAUCCAGUUGUUGCCAGAUGAAUUUGUGAUACUUGAACAAACUUGGAUUGUGAGUCUCAGUGUGAUACGUCAGUGUUGUUCACUUGGUUGAUGAAUGUAUGUUCUAUGUUGUGUGUACUGUUCUGUAAAGAUCGGCUUUAGUGAUACUGAA
This is a messenger RNA of Seriola dumerili (greater amberjack), 2719 nucleotides long. It is a transcript of the gene slc16a3b, whose product is annotated as solute carrier family 16 member 3. Gene Ontology annotation, molecular function: monocarboxylic acid transmembrane transporter activity. Gene Ontology annotation, biological process: transmembrane transport; monocarboxylic acid transport. The record is from RefSeq and is a predicted model, not a curated record. NCBI's taxonomy places the organism in Eukaryota, Metazoa, Chordata, Actinopteri, Carangiformes, Carangidae. Gene Ontology annotation, cellular component: membrane. The coding region runs from base 113 to 1582 and encodes 489 amino acids. The transcript has 6 exons.